Zerene cesonia (dogface butterfly) is the source of this 975-nucleotide messenger RNA. RefSeq names its product metastasis-associated protein MTA1-like. The transcript has 8 exons. Gene Ontology annotation, cellular component: NuRD complex; nucleoplasm. Bases 1 to 975 code for a protein of 324 amino acids. Gene Ontology annotation, biological process: negative regulation of transcription by RNA polymerase II. NCBI's taxonomy places the organism in Eukaryota, Metazoa, Arthropoda, Insecta, Lepidoptera, Pieridae. Gene Ontology annotation, molecular function: chromatin binding; histone deacetylase binding; transcription coactivator activity. The record is from RefSeq and is a predicted model, not a curated record.
AUGGCUGCGAAUAUGUACAGAGUCGGCGACUGCGUCUAUUUCGAGACGUCGUCGACGUCUCCGUACCAGAUCCGGCGGAUAGAAGAACUAAAUAAAACAGCCUCCGGCAACGUGGAGGCUAAGGUCAUGUGCUUUUACAGGCGGCGGGACCUGCCCAACCCCCUUAUACAGUUAGCAGAUAAGCAUCAAAUGGCCCAGUCAGAAGACUCACCGGUCGCAAUGAAACUCAAGAAAAUAUGCCUUAAAACGCCUAUAGGCGAGGAACAGGCGGCACAAGCUGUAUUAGACCCUGCGAUAGUGGCAAUGGAGGAGGAAUCUAGCGAGUUGCCCGGCGGCGACGGGCUGGCGCCGAAGCAGCGGCACCAGGCGAAGCACCGCGAGCUGUUCCUCUCGCGGCACGUGGAGACGCUGCCGGCCACGCACAUCCGCGGCAAGUGCAGCGUCACGCUGCUCAACGAGACCGAAUCGCUGCUCAGCUAUCUCAAUAAGGAUGACGCAUUUUUUUAUUGUUUAGUAUUUGAUCCUUCACAAAAGACUUUAUUAGCAGAUAAGGGUGAAAUCAGAGUUGGAAGUAGAUAUCAGACUGAAGUAACUAAUUUAUUAAAAGAAGGCGAGGACGACGGCCGCAGCAGCGCGGAGCUGGAGACGCUGGUGUGGACGCCGCAGCACGGGCUGACGGACCGGCAGAUCGACCAGUUCCUGGUCGUGUCCCGCUCGGUGGGCACGUUCGCGCGCGCCCUCGACUGCUCCUCCAGCGUCAAGCAGCCCUCGCUGCACAUGUCCGCCGCCGCCGCCAGCCGGGACAUCACCCUCUUCCACGCGAUGGACACGCUGCACGCGAGCGGCUACAGCAUAGAGGCGGCGCUGUCGUCGCUGGUGCCCGCGUCCGGCCCGGUGCUGUGCCGCGACGAGAUGGAGGAGUGGUCCGCCUCCGAGGCGAACCUCUUCGAGGAGGCACUCGACAAGACUUUGUGA